CUACAAUCAUUGGCAAAACACUUCUGUAUGAUGAUAGGGAAAAAUUAAUAUUUCAAAAAUCCGUUACGUCAUUAUAGCUUGUGUCUAGCUCAUUAAUAUCAGCUCUACAGAGACUGAUUUGCUUUAUCAUAGUCCAAUGUAUUUCACACGAGCUUCGUCUAAUAAACGACCUUAUGAAGGAAUCAAAUUUAAAGGCAGUUAGACCAGCACCAGAAAGGAACGAAUCUUUGCCAGUUACAGUAACACUUGGUUUAACUCUAAGUCAGCUUGUGAUAUUGGAUGCUAAGAACCAAAUUCUUACAACAAACAACUACAUUCGACAGGUAUGGCAUAAUCCUUACUUGAAAUGGAAUACAAGUGACUAUGGUGGUGUAAAAACAGUCAAUUUAAAACCUGAAAACAUUUGGUUACCUGAUAUUACACUCUAUAAUAAUGCCGAAGGGGAUAAUGAUUUUGGUGGAUCAAUGGAUAAACUGUCCACACGUGUCAUUGUUCACCACACUGGUAAAAAUGUUUGGUUAUCACCUGCCAUGAUUCAAUCUAAAUGCCAGAUUGAUAUUACGCAUUUUCCAUUUGAUACGCAGAGGUGUCUGCUUAAAUUUGGAUCAUGGACUUAUGAUGGAUACAGAUUGGACCUGCAGUCAGAAUCACCUUUGGCUGAUCUUAGUAAAUAUACACCAAAUGCUGAAUGGACUUUGGUAAACAUGACAGCUAGUCGAAAUGUUGUUGAAUACAUUUGUUGUCCAGAACCAUAUAUUGAUAUUACCUAUACAAUAACAAUCAAAAGACGUUCACUGUUUUAUCUGAUCAACUUGAUUAUACCUUUGGUGUUGAUAUCAGCUCUUGCUUGUAUGACAUUUCUCGUUCCAUUUGAAUCAGGUGAAAGAGUCUCACUAUCUAUAACGGUGCUGCUAUCUAUGACUGUUUUUAUGUUGCUUGUUCAAGAGAUGAUUCCUCCAACGUCUGACACUGUUCCACUUGUUGCCAAGUUCUAUACAGCCUCUAUGGUGGAGAUGGGUGUCAGCGUUGUAAUUGCAUGUUAUAAUCUCCAUUUAUAUUUCAUUGACCCACAAUUUUAUGAAAUGCCAAACUGGAUGAGAAAAUUGGUUUUAGGUAAACUUUCGAAUUGGGUUGGAGUUAAAACAACUAAAGAGCUAGAAUCUUCACUUGAUCAUUACAAUCAGCAGAACAAUGACGCCAUGUCACAAACGUCAACAUCAACACUUCGACGCUUGGAAGAAAUCAUGGAUUUUGAAACUGAAGAAAACUAUUUCCAAUGGGAGUAUGAAUCCGAAGAAGAAAAAACAACAUUCAUGCAUAAAGAGCCGAAACGCUUUCUGUUUGCUAGACAAGCUUCUGUCCAGAGUUUAAAAGAUCCAGUACGCAUUAAGUCAUGCAAUAAACACAACAAUAAUCACAUUACUGGCAACUUAGCCAAUCCAAAUACAGCACGCAAAAAUGGAUUAGGCAUGCGAUUGGAUCAUUUAAGUGAAAGUAAUAACAAUUUAGUAAAAUUAGUAAGACAACUCACAAAUCAAUGCAAUGAAAAGAUUAUAGAAGAAAAGAAAAAGCGAGAUCGAUUGGAAUGGCGACAAGCGGCAAGAACUUUCGAUAAAUUAUUUCUUUAUCUCUUUAUGGCAGUGUUUGUUAUUACAACUGUAUGGGUUUUUGCUGAAGCACCAGAAUACGUGCCUUGACGCCAUGAACGUUUAUUAAAUGUCCCCUAUGUAUUUGAAUAAUGAAUAAUGAAUUAUUUUUCUGCUAAAUUAAAUCAGACAAAUCCCAGCCGCUACAUUGAUUCGUUUUUGUG
This is a messenger RNA of Hydractinia symbiolongicarpus, 1810 nucleotides long. Its product is annotated as neuronal acetylcholine receptor subunit alpha-10-like. Gene Ontology annotation, molecular function: acetylcholine-gated monoatomic cation-selective channel activity; transmembrane signaling receptor activity. Gene Ontology annotation, cellular component: neuron projection; synapse; postsynaptic membrane. Lineage: Eukaryota; Metazoa; Cnidaria; Hydrozoa; Anthoathecata; Hydractiniidae. Gene Ontology annotation, biological process: nervous system process; signal transduction; monoatomic ion transmembrane transport. The transcript has 7 exons. The record is from RefSeq and is a predicted model, not a curated record. Bases 174 to 1697 code for a protein of 507 amino acids.